This is a messenger RNA of Podospora bellae-mahoneyi, 1106 nucleotides long. It is a transcript of the gene SNC2, whose product is annotated as Vesicle membrane receptor protein (v-SNARE). Gene Ontology annotation, molecular function: SNAP receptor activity; syntaxin binding. The transcript has 4 exons. Lineage: Eukaryota; Fungi; Ascomycota; Sordariomycetes; Sordariales; Podosporaceae. The record is from RefSeq and is a predicted model, not a curated record. Gene Ontology annotation, cellular component: SNARE complex; plasma membrane. Bases 385 to 726 code for a protein of 113 amino acids. Gene Ontology annotation, biological process: vesicle fusion; vesicle-mediated transport.
GUGUAGGCAGUGGCUUAGGCGGCCUGCAUUGACACUUGGUAGGCGAAAAGCAGCGUGACCCUGUUAAGAGCUAUCCAAACCCAGGUAUGGGUCGGCCCAGUGUUUUUAACGGCGCAGCCACUUUCCUUGCGCUCUCCUCUGGCCUCCUGUUCGUUUCGCCUGUCUCUUCUCAUUCCGCAGAACAGUCUCGCAAGGAACAUCUACAUCACCUCGAAUCUUGCUCCCCCGACACACCUCCCUACGACCUCAAGGACACAAAUACCAUCGCUUCAUACCCGCGCGAAACCACCUGCGAGCGAGUUUGCACGCCUCUUGCUGUCUUUGAUUGAAAUCGACCCCUUUUAAGCCACCAGUAGUCGCCAGCGACAGUCGUCAUCCAUCAACAUGUCUUCCGAGCCGUAUGACCCUUAUAUCCCCGCCGGCCAGCAGGGCUCGUCGCAGGAUCCCGGCAAUGCCAGGACGCAAGCUUUGAAGCAGCAAAUCGACGAGACUGUCGAUGUCAUGCGCAAGAAUGUCAACAAGGUCGCCGAGCGUGGUGAACACCUUGAUAGUCUCCAGAACAAGACCGACGAUUUGGCCAUGUCCGCACAAAAUUUCCGCCGUGGUGCCAACCAAGUCCGCAAGAAGAUGUGGUGGAAGGACAUGAAGAUGCGCAUCUGGCUCAUUGUCGGUAUUAUCGUCCUUCUCGCCAUCAUUAUCAUCCCUGCGGUUGUUGCUACGAGAUGAAUCAGCCCAUAUGAUUUUGGCGAUGACGACAGCGAGGCGAUCUGAAUGGACACGAUUCUGGGUUUUUACGCAUGACCAACAUUCACGAUGAUAGGGAUAGUUCUUGUCUGGGAUUGGUUUUUCUUCCGGGAGUUUCUUGUUUUGUUUCGACGGUCUCUCUGGCUGGAGCUCUUUACGUAGUUGCCGGGGCGGCCGUCUUUGCGUGUUGCAUGGAGCCUUUCCCCCAGUCUGGGAGUUGCAAUAGCUUCCUCAUGCACCUGUACUUGUGAUGUUAGGAGAGGGUGUAUUCCCAUAUGGUUAAUCAAAGAUAGUAGUGACGAUGAUUUUUUAAGAUAUGACACGACGCUUUCACAUGCCAUUCGUGCUGGUGUGCUCUGGAG